Molecule: messenger RNA, 1950 nt
Organism: Caenorhabditis angaria
Lineage: Eukaryota; Metazoa; Nematoda; Chromadorea; Rhabditida; Rhabditidae
Source: the annotation of a GenBank genome assembly
AUGAUAUCAAUUUCAAUUCUACUUCUAUUUUUGAACUUGAUAUUUGUAUUUUCUGUACCAAGAAUCGAUCAUGAUAUUCCAAAAUUCAAAAGAGGACGUAAGUUUUUCCAAAUUUAUCUUUAUCAUCUCUUUUUCUUUUUUAAGCCAUCGAGUUGGUCGACGAAGUUGCGCUAACUAAUCCCGAGUCUUUUGAUUAUGAUUUUUCGGAUGAUUUGAGUAAACCAGUAGAUAAACAAGAUUUAUAUGAUCAAUUCAUUGAUCAACUUCCAAUGUUUAAUAUUUUCAAACUUGGACAAGAUCGUGGUGUCACCGAGGUAGUUAGUUAAUAUGUUUUGUGAGAACAAAAUUUUUCUCAAAGGUUCCAAUUGUAACUCGCGCUUGGGAUACCUGGUUCACACCAACUACACCAUCUUCUGGAAUUGAGCCAAAGUUCACUUGGUAUUCUUCAUCUACACAUAAACCAAGGACAACAACGACAUCAGAGCCAGAACCUGAGCCAGAACCAGAAACCACCACAACCACAACCACAACCACAACAACAACCACAGCAAAACCGUUAUUUUUUCUGAAACUCUUUAAAAUACCAUAUUUUUUCAUUUCAGGUUCCGUCGCCCAUUUGCAGCCAAACAACCACCUCCAGUUUUUCGACCAACUCUUCAGACAACAGAAAGUGUGAGUUGAAUAAAGAGGCAAUUUUAGUUUAGCAAAAGACCUGAAGUUUUUUCCAAUUUUCUCUAACAUUUCCUAAUCAUCACACCAUUAUCAAAAUCAUACAUUUUCAGCCUGUGGUCAACCGAGGUCCAGUUUGGCGAAAUGGUGGAGUUGUCACAUUGCCCACAACUGCUCGACCACCAACACCAACUUCAGGGACAAGAAGAGUAUUUUUCACACAAGCACCAACAGUUCCGACUACUGUAGCUCCAACAACAGUGGUAAGUUCGAUUCGAAUAUUCCUGUCCGUUAUAAGAUCAUUCCUGACUUUAUUGAAUUUUCCUGAAAUAACUCCUGAAAAUAAAUAAAGUACAAAGCUCACAAGUGAUGUUCAAAAACAAGGAUAAAAUAUGAAAUGAUGUCAGAAAACACCCAUGAAAACGAUUAGGAUUUUGGAAUUUCAAAGAACAGUAUAUAGAAGUCUGAUCCUUCAAAAAAUAAAUAAUUUCGAAAUAAAAAUAACAAAAAAAACAUUUUAGACUGCUCCACGUCCAGUUACAGUAAUGGGAACUCGAUGGGUUUCUGGACCGAGAAAUCAACCAUCAUUCAAUCAGAAUUGGAAACAACCAAUUCGAACACUUCAAAGAACAUUGCAACGCCCGAUUCCACAAACGUAAAGAAUUCCAAGAGAAAUAAGAAAAAAACUUUAGUUAUAAAAUUUCAGACAUUUGGACCCAAUUUCACGAUCAUUGCCAAAACCAGUUGUUAUUCAAAGUCCUAAAGUUGGCAGAUAUUCAGGUUUGAUUUUGAGAAAAGUGGGGGAGUUAUGACAAAUAAAUAAGGGAAUUAAAGAUUUGAAAAUGAUCUAUAAAUCAUAGAUCCAAGAAUUUGUUCAUGCAUAUUUUAGAUUAGCUUCUUCUACGAGAUUUUCUUCAAACUGAAAUUAUAUUGCGUCAUUAUGAAUAGUAUUUUUUAUCAGGGUUCGAAAGAAAACCAAAAAAAUUAACUCCAAAAAACACAAAAAUUGUUUUCAGGACCAACUUAUAAUUGCCGUGUUCUUAACCCAUACACUGAUGGUCAACCUUCAUCAGAACAUGAUCCAUCUUGUCAAAUGUUGUAUCCUGGAUUAUCAUUGGAUGGCACCUGCAGAUGUUUCUAUAAAGUAAUUUUGCAAAAAAAAAAACUAGAAGAAAAACAUUAUCUGAUAAUUUUCAGGUUGCUGGAAGAGAUGCUCAUGGUUGUGCUACUGGUUUUGUCUAUGCUUGUAGAUCAGUCAGUUUUCGCAGUAUAAGUGUAUGA